Molecule: messenger RNA, 8302 nt
Organism: Lates calcarifer (barramundi perch)
Lineage: Eukaryota; Metazoa; Chordata; Actinopteri; Centropomidae
Gene: kcnj10a
Product: potassium inwardly rectifying channel subfamily J member 10a
Exons: 10
Coding region: 5032-6336 (434 amino acids)
Biological process (GO): regulation of monoatomic ion transmembrane transport; potassium ion import across plasma membrane
Cellular component (GO): plasma membrane
Molecular function (GO): inward rectifier potassium channel activity
Source: RefSeq, a predicted model, not a curated record
UCCCCUCCCUCUUCCCAGCAGCAGCAGCAGCAGAGGCCCAGGGUUCAGAAGUUUAUUUCUUCCGCUCUAAAUCUCUCUGUACUGGAUGUCCACAUCACUGUUGUCCGGAAACGACAGCUGUUGCAACAUCAUUCAGAAGUGAUCGGUCAGCUUCCUAUUGAUCCUCAUUGCAGAAUGUUGGAGACACCGGUGAUGAAACUGUUUUAGCUGCCUGAGCUUCAGGAGAGCAGCUUGGUCUUAGGGGUCUCUGUGCCAAGGAUCGGGAUCAGACUUAGAGGUGAGAGUGGGAGCCAGCGUUGGAUCGCAACACAAUGGAGGAAGAGUGACCCGAUCAAAAUCGGUAUCCCUUUAAACAAGGUUAUAUAAUUGAAAUACGAUCAAAUACAAGUUUAAAAAAGAGGCGACCCCUCCAAACAAUCUUCUCCAAUAUGAGCCUCUGCAUAUAUGCUGUAAACUUCUGCUCUAAUCCACAGACAAAAACCUCAUGGACUGUAUUAGGAUAAUGGCUGCUCACCAGCAACAUCUGCCACUGUAAUCUCAAGAUUUUUGACUGCAUGCACUUGAUUUGGCUAACCAGUUAAAACAUAAAAAAAACCAGCUAUUAACAUGGUUUAGAAGCUGUUGUAUUGCAUUAACCACUAAUAAAUCCUAAUGAAAGCUAACAGACCUGAAAAGAGACUGAAUGGUGAAAUUAUUUGCUUAACAUGGCACAAACUGCUUUGAAUUAUCAGUCUCACAGAUUUAACAGAUGGUUUGAGGUUAAAGUGGUAUCCAGUCAUCAUCACGUCUGAGCAGCAGUGAGAACACAUGUCUCACAGUUACACAACCGACAGUGAAGUAAAAGAUGAUUAGAGCAGGAAAGGGAAAGGAAAUCAGAGAAAUAUCCCGUACGAUAUCAUCAGCUGCAGAAUAAUGCAAACUUAAGUACGUUAAAAUGACUUUGCGAUGGCCUUUAAGUCUGCACGGAUCAUGUGCUGACGCAGGGAGAUCAGGUUGUCAUCAUUGUGAGAACUUGACUCGACCUCGUGAAUGCAGAAAUUAGAUGAGCUAUUUGCAGAAAUCCAUGCUGCAGCGCAUUAGAUGAAAUGAAUGCAGGGUGCAUGUACAUUUGCACGUAUGCGUAUGUGUGUUCCUUUUGUAACUGUUUCCUCCUGCAGGCUCUUCAGAGCAUCAUCUUAUGAAUCAGCGUUGCUAAAGAGUUUGUUCUCUGUGUUCUCUGUCUCUCUGUUUGAGAGCUGGAGCUCACUGCACAUUUUGAGCAAAGUGCUACCUGAAAAAUAACCAAAAAACAACAAAUGCUUCACCAUGUAAUUUUACUUUUGUUGUUGUUCUUGGUUUGGGAAUUAUCUGUUACUGAGUAAAACAACUGAACAAACAGCAGUUUCUCUGCAGGCUCAGCAAAUUCUAUGUUGAAGUACUUCCGCAAAUCUGAUGUCAUUAUCUUUCUAUGGUUUGUGCAGUGGUGACUCAUUUCAUGAUAAUGUAUUUUGAUUAGAUGGAAAUUCUUGAGGCAAGCCAACAUUCAUCACAUAAUAUUAAGGCUUUGCAAAAACAUAAUCCUAAAAUUCUGAAUGUUAACCUUGCGGUGAUGCUAGUGGAAAGGUCAGGGGCUCACAGGGUCAGUAGGAUUCAUCCACUGUACCAAUAGUGGUGGACUGAGUGUCCAACACUGCCAUAGAGCCACGCUGCUAGCAUAGCUAAAAACCAACACAAAGAGUCUUUGUAAGGUGCUGAGCCAGCACAAGCCACCAGAACUGAUUCAGUGCAGCUGCACAGAUUCUGCAGGUUUCUGAAACCCUCUCGGAGGGAUGAACACCAUUCCUCCAAAAUAUAUUCUCUAAUUUGGUUUUGGCUAAUGGUUGUCAGAGCGAUCACAAACACGCUGCUCCAAAAUCUGCCCAACUAUUCAGUUUGGUUGAGACGUGGUGACCGUGAAUGCCAUAGCAUAUGAUUCACAUCAUUUUCAUCCCCGAUACACCAUUCACCAGGCCCUAGUGCCCUAUAUCUAAGCAUCUGCAUUCAUUAUGUUUACUGACUUAUACUGUAUAUUCAGUCUUUCUUUUAAUUUGUCAUCUGUCUACAUGUCACAUGAGUGGAAAUUAGGUUUCUAGUCAUAAGAUGAUGGCUACAGGUUUUCUUUUUUUCAUAUAGAAAAUUGUUGAGACUACUUAUAAUUUAAUAAUAACAAUAAAAACACAUGAUCCAGUCUAAAGCAGCUUCCUUUAACCAAAGCUGAAAAGGUCAUUUUGAUACACCAACAGAACACCAUGAGCAUCAGAGACAACUCUCAGCAAUCCAGGCUGAUGAAUUCAUUUUUUCCCAACACUGAUCAUUUGAAGUUUGAUAUGUUCUUCUUUUAAAUUCAUUUUUCUAAAUCUGAGUCAUUUUUAAAACACAAAAACGUGACAUGCUGCAUGUCUGAAACUGUCUUACUCAUCCACUGUGACAUUAACAUGGUUUAGAGCGGCGACGACCUCUUGAGGCCACCAGUGCUGAUUACAUCCACACAAACUCAUUCUUUAUUUUUUGUGGCAUUGGUAGGUGAGUUCAGGAGUCAAGGUUUUCAUGAUUGCUAAAUAAAAUUGUACAGGUUCAUCUCUGAGUUAAAACAUCAAUAAAAUAAUAUGAUAUCCUUCUCUCUUCCUAUCACACACACAUGAAGAGUGUGCACAACAGGUAACCACCAGAUGGAGUGAGAGAUCAGCAAAACAUAAUGUUCUUGAUCGACAGUGUGUCAUUAAUGCAAAGGCUGGGCAGCCAUGCAUAAACGUGCUGUUUUCCUUUGUUUUUUAUUAUUAUCUAUUUUAGAAGAUUCCAUCCUGGAGACUUUUGAGUCAACAGACUGCUUUUAUUGAUGUGGCAGUGUUUGGUAAACUCCUCUUCUUCUGUGGUGCUGGUGUCAGACCUGCUUAUUGUGCAGCAGCUUCCUCUGUCCCUGGAUGUUCUUUGACCAAAACUCAGGAUCUGAAAUGCUACUUGUUUUUUAAUCAAUAUGGUUUAAAAUUAACUUAUUAUUAUGGAAUUUUGUAAUACUUCACAGUAGUUUGUGAAACUCUUCAGGCUCUUUUUGUCUGUCUCCGUUUUACCUUUCUUUCUUUUUUUUUAGUUUUCCUGUAUGUGUGGUUAUGUUUAUUUGAUAUUUCCUGUAUGCAUGUGCAUAUUCAUACUCUACUACACACACAAAGAUGUUAUCUUACAUUCAGAAAAAAAUCAGACUUGUGUAAAGGAAAUGUUGUCUGUGUAUAUGUGUGUGUGUGUGUGUGUGUGUGUGUGUGUGUGUGUGGAGGAGACGGAGGGCAGUGAAAGUGACAGAUUAAAAAGAAGAAACAAAGUGGGAGGGCAACAUGUGCAACAUGUGAUGGAAACACAAACCUUGUCCUGGGCCAAAGGGACAUAUCAACAAAGAGAGGGGUGGAAAAAAGGAAGAUGGAGGUGAAGCUGCCCACCCAGGAAGCCCAGGAUGAGCCUGACCUAGAAGGAGCCAAAUCCUCACUCAGAAGGUAAACACACACAUAUGAUAUAGGCCCCUAUGGAUGCAGGGCCCCAUAGCUUUGGAGAUGUGGACCCCUGAACUCUGCAGGAUGGGAGAGGGUAUUGAAGGGGAACAACACCCGCUGGCAGGUUGGAGGGGCCCCACAGAUUGAUGUGCGUGUGAAACCAGCCGGGCCACAUAUCGCGCAGUGCCUGGUUCAUUGUGCGGUGAGUCUCUGCCGCAGAUUCAUGCGUUUGCAUCCCGCCUGGGGACUCUCAUCUGAACAUAAGGUAAAUUUAAGUGCUGUCAAAACAAAGUUAAAAGGCAAACUUUGAAUGGUGGACUGACAUGAUGCCCUUUUGGCUUUCUGUGGAAUAAAAAACUUUAUUAGACUGCUCCUAUAGAGACGUAGAUUAACUCUAUAGGGAGUUAGGCCAUUUACUAUGUUAUACUGGUCUGUGUGCUGUUGCAUCAUCACAGUGUUCCUAUAAUAUUACUAUAGGGGCUUGUGCAUCAGCCAUUAUAAAUGAAAGUUGUACUUUAAAACUGUUCUUAAGUACGGUACUUGAGUAAAUGUACUCAGUUACUUUCCACCAGUUUUUUCUUUACAUCUGUUGUGACAACUGCAAGACAUUCCACCACCACAGGGUCAGUGUUUCAGUAUAAUGGUUGUUACUUGUGAAUUAAUUUGUCCAUUCACAGCAGUACCAUGUGUACUACACAGCAGUAUAACAGUCCCCCUCCUUGCAGGCGGACAUGGCACAGCCUCACAGAGAUGCACCGACAUUAUCCAUUCACUGCACACAGCCCAGUGCAAAAAACUGCAAGAAACCAAAGUGCACAAGAAAAAAGCCCUGUUAUGUUUUUCCGUCUUUGAUUUGUAAAUACCUCUGUUCCAGUGUGACAACUUCCAGGCUUGUAUCUUAUAACCAUCAAACAUUUACAUGAGAAAGUUGACAAAGGCUGAAACAGCGGAGGAGGCCUCGCAACAAAGAGGCCCAUUUAUAGUGUACAGUCGGGGAGAGACAUGGAGAGGGAGGGUAGGAGGAGAAGCUGGGAGGAGAGUUGAAUUAAUGAAUUAAAAAUGUCGUGAAACAGCGGCCGAGUGAAUACUUUUGGGCUUAUAUAGAGAGGCAUGCAGGGGGGUCCUGGAGGAGUGGACAGUCGGAGCCUCUUUAACUUCUCUCUGCGUUGGGACACACAGACACAGGGCUCCCUCUCUGGUUCACAUGCAGGAAGAAGUGCUCAUCUGAUUACAUAAUGACCCAGUAAGACUGAGCCAGAACCGGUACUGCCAGUGCCAGUGUGCUGGGAGACACUGACUGACCGCUGGCUAAUCCCCAUCCAGGCCUCUUCUCUGACGAGGGGCUCAUGUUUUUUUUUUUUUUUUUAAGAGGUUUUCUUUUUUAGAAUAAAGGAUGACAACGACGUAGAAGGACCGCAAAGAAAACUAAGAAAACAAUGUGAUGUCAAAGUGAGAGUGAAAUUUAUUAAAUCUUCAAGUUUCCAAGCUGCGGUUGAAGUGAAGUUCUGCUUGAAGUCAACAGAAAGCGCCAGCCAUGACCUCAGCCACUCCCCCCUCCUCAGAAGGCUCCUCCCCACAGAAAGUAUGCCACUCCCAGACACAGACAGACAUCACCAAGCCCCUGCUGGGCUCCCCAGGGGUGGCCGGAGGUAAUGGCACAGGUGGAGGAGGAACGGGAGCUGGAGGGCCUAAUGCUCUGAGGAGGAGGCGCCGUGUCCUCUCCAAAGAUGGACGCAGCAAUGUGCGAAUUGAGCACGUAAGCGGACGAGGGGCGCUGUACCUCCGCGACCUCUGGACGACUUUUCUGGACAUGCAAUGGCGCUACAAGUUCUUCCUCUUCUCUGCCACCUUUGCUGGGACCUGGUUCCUGUUUGGGGUACUUUGGUACCUGGUAGCAAUGGUACAUGGAGAUCUAUUGGAGUUUGACCCCCCCUCCAACCACACCCCGUGUGUCAUGGAGGUGAAGACCCUGACGGGGGCCUUCCUCUUCUCUCUGGAGUCUCAGACCACAAUUGGCUACGGUUUCCGGUGCAUCACGGAGGAGUGUCCCGUCGCCAUCGUCCUGCUCAUUUUUCAGCUGGUUAUCACCAUGGUGAUGGAGAUCUUCAUCACCGGCACCUUCCUUGCAAAGGUUGCUCGACCCAAGAAGCGAGGCGAGACGGUGAAGUUCAGUCAACACGCUGUUGUGUCAAAUCAUGAGGGUCGUCCCUGCCUCAUGAUACGAGUGGCCAACAUGCGCAAAAGCCUGCUGUUAGGAUGCCAGGUGACGGGGAAGUUGCUUCAGACGUCCCUGACAAAGGAAGGUGAGACGGUGCGGCUGGACCAGCGCAAUGUGCCUUUUCAAGUGGACACAUCCAGUGACAGCCCUUUUCUCAUCAUCCCUCUGACCUUCUACCACAUCAUUGAUGAUAGCAGCCCUCUCAGAGCCUGGGCAGCAAAAGGUGGUGGCUGGACAGACCCUGAGCUGGCUGACUUUGAGCUGCUGGUGAUUAUGAGCGCCACAGUUGAACCAACCUCAGCCACCUGCCAGGUUCGAACAUCCUACCUUCCGGACGAGAUCCUCUGGGGCUACGAGUUUCCCCCCGUUGUUUCCCUGUCGCCCUCAGGGAAAUACGUGGCUGAUUUCGCCUUCUUCGACAAAGUGGCCAAAACCAAAACUCCGCCCCUCUUCAAGGCCCUGCCGCCGAGCCCGCCAUCACAGGCGUCCCGUAGCAAAGAGGACGGGAUGGACCUGGAGAAGAUGAGACUGGAAGAGAGCUACAGGGGGGAGGAGAGGGGGCGAGACAGGGGGCGCAUUAGAGAUAGCAGCCCACUGAGUGUGCGCAUUAGUAAUGUUUGAAGAGAGAGAGACAGGAAGAGGUUAAGGAAAGUUGAUAUGAAACUGAGAUAAAAGGUAAAGACAGGAAAAAAAAGAACCAAGCUGCUCAACAGAAGUCAAAUUCUCACAUGAGAACUGUCUUCCUCCCACUUACAUACACACACUCUGCCUACGCAAAUUCAAAUUGUGGACCACAUGGCAGGAAAGUAAACACCUGGGUGCCCUUUCACUGCACCAACUAACUACACACACACAUACACACACAGCGCUACUGUAACCACAAAUCUAUAGGGGAGAUACUGAAGAUGGCUGCAACCGACUUCAAAGGGAGCGAGUUCAAAACCCAACAUGUACAAAUGUACAGCGCUACAUCAAGUCAUCCAUAGAGACAUUUUCUAAACUUUUAUUUCUUUUUCUUUUUGGAAAGGACUUGAUUUACUGCAACUGGAAGAUACUGAAACACUGCAGAAAUCUCCAGGUCAUUUCUGUCUAUAAUUCAGAAAAUUUUUAUGACUCAAACUGCUCGUAAAAAAGAGUUUUUUCAAGAAUUGUCUAGAAAUGAGUGUCUGUUCCUUGAAACCAGAAUAACAAAACUGAACAGAAAAAGGUGAUUUUUGUUUUGAAACAUGUGGCGAAUAUUCUCCCCACACUUACUUGAGGGAAGAAUUUCUUACAGACAAAUUGACUUGAUGAGAUAAUUUCUGCAGUGAAGUAGAACGUCUGGUAUGGAUGUUAAUCACUGAAUCACAGUACUGUUCUUUUCCCUCUUUUUUAAUUAAUAAAACACCAGUAAAAGGUGGCAGAAAUACUGGAACAAUAUUAUUUUUUUAACAAGGGAUUUUAAAGGAAUGUAUCAUUUUAUCUACCUAGUCGUUUCUAACAACACUGUUACUUGUUACAUCUGAAAAUAUUAUACUCUUUGAUAUGAAUAUCUUUGUUUAUUGGGGUAAAUACUGUAUGUUUAGUAAUAUUACUAAAAGCACUUUAACUUGAAAGAAAAGUGGCAUUUUACACAAGGGGAAUAACUGAACUAACUCUGAUUUUUAAUGCACUGUAUUAAAUAAUUAAAUCUUGUGAUUAUGUUUGGGGCUUGUGAGUGUGAGUGUGUGUUUAUGCUUGCAAAGGGUAACUGUGUGUGUGUGAUAAUACUGUUUGUAUGAAGCUUUUUGUGACCUGUUUUAAAUUUUAUGUACAGUAUAUGUGUUUUAAUGUACCUCUGUACAGUAUGUGUAAAAUAUUUUCUCCACAUUCUUGACUUCAUGUCCUGACAUUUGAUACACAACUCUGCAUUUUCAGUAUACCAUAUUAAUUGUUUUUGAUGCACAAUAUUAUAUCUGUAAAAUAUAGUACACAUGUCUUUUUACUGCUGUUACUUUUUAUUUUUUCAGUGGUUAUGAAAGUGGGUUCUGCUAAUAUGUAUCUAAUCAACUACCUUUUUUCUAUUAGAUAAAUACAUAUAAGGAUCAAAAUGACUUUUUUCUCUUUUUACUGUACAUGGAAAUUGUAACUUAAAUGAAAUUGUGGUACUUGUUCUAGGGGAUUAAUUCAAUUGAUUGGUUAACACAGAAACAAAAUGUUUUGGGGAAUGGACCCCAUGAGGAACAUGCUAUUAAAAAUCUGUGAUAUAUUAUCACCUGAUGUUUAUCACCAAUAUCUCAAACAUAUAAAGCACAAGUUUUAGUUUUCAAGGGAAUCGAGGACUUACCAAGUAAUUCAAAUGUGUCGCAAUCUGUUUUAAAUUUGUGCUUUUGACUAUUAGAUGAAGUCCCAUUAUUCAAAUGAAAUCCUCUGCUGUUCCAUAGAAGCCAAGUAAAAAACAUUAAAAACAACUUAAAAUAUUUCAGAAUCAUUAUCUGGUGUGCUUGUUUAUACUGUAUCACCUGUACUGUGUACUGUAUAUGGCUCACACUGAAUACUGGAAGCUCAUCGGUCUGACUGGUAAUGUACUUUUUAAGUGCCUUCUUUAAUAAAUUUGUUAUUUACAAUA